GGCGCAUUUUCCUGCCCGAGCAUCACUUUAGGUUGUAAUUUCCCGGUUUUUUGUUUUUUUUUUUUCUUAGUGGCGGACAUUUUUACUUCUCCGGUCUGUUAAACGAAAGACGCUUCACAGCUGGUGUUCCCCGGAGGCGUUGGCUUCCCAGCUCAGAGGCGCGUCCCUGUCUUGAUGACCCGCAACUGGCCGGAUCCAGGCCUCCGAGCCUCCCCUCCGCCCACAGAGUCCGCCGGCGGCGGGCUCGCUGAGCGCCCGGCUGAGGUGAACCGGCGUCUCUCCCACCCCGUCCUCCCCGUUCAGCACACGGAGCCCUGCAGCCCGGGUGCGGGGCUCCUGUCACGUCCUGCUGCCCAGGCCCCGACGUCUGGACAGAGAGGCGCUGGACGGCUGUUGUGACCUUUGAGGAUGCUGCUGUAUCCAGGACGGAAUGACACCUUGUUCAGGCUCAGAGAUGCCUGUACCUCAAUGUGAUGCUGCAGAACUUUGAUCUUACACAUUCCCUGGAGAGGGGAAGAGAAGGAGGACAGAGAGAGAGAAACAUCAACAUGUGGUUGCCUGUUGAGUACCCGCCCCCCCCAAGGAACCGGACCACAACCCAGGCAUGUGCCCCAGACUUGGAAAUGAACUGGCAAUGCUUUGGUUCACAGGUUAGGGUGACCUUUGAGGAUGUUGCCGUGUAUUUCUCCAGGACAGAAUGGAGCCUCCUUAAUGCGGCUGAGAGGCGCCUGUACCUCCAUGUGAUGCUGGAGAAUUUUGCUCUUAUAUCCUCGCUGGGUUGCUGCUGUGGAGCAGCGGAUGUGGAGGCUCCCACUGACCAGAGCGUUUCUGUAAGAGUAUUGCAGGCAAAGGAUCCCAUGGCAGCUUUGUCUUCUAAGAAGAGCCACCCCUGUGACAGUUGUGGGUGUGUCUUGAGGAAAAUUUUUCUCUUGGCUGACCAGCAGGGAACUGAACAGAGAGAGAAACUGCUGAGGUGUGGGGCAUGUGAAAAAGAAUUUUGUUUCAUUGCAAAGCAUCACCAGCACCAGGAGGAGCACUUGAGACAGAAGUCUUUAGUACGAGGUGUGGACAGGGCCUCACUUGUGAAGGGCCGCAAUUUCAAUGUGUCUGAAAAGAUCUCUACCUUCCAGGAGCUUGAGCAGAACGAUUUUACAAACUCAGGAAAUAUCCAACAACAAGCUCCUAACACCAAGGAAAGAGCAAAUGAAAUGUCAACAUUUGGGGAGGAUUUUCAAAGGAGAAAUAUUUAUCACACAAGAAAAGAAUGUAAGAAAGCCAUUGUCUGCAAACACUCACCACUUCCAGACCAGGCUGUCCAAACUGGAAGACGAUGUUAUGCGUGCAGUGAAUGUGAAAAAUGUUUUCUAGGAAUCUCAGGUCUUUGUUAUCAUCAGAAAGUUCACACUGGGGAAAAGCCAUAUGAGUGCAGUGAAUGUAAGAAAUCUUUUACUAGUGGCUGUGCCCUUUGGAAACAUCACAGAGUUCACACUGGAGAAAGGCCUUAUGAGUGCGCUGAAUGUGGGAAAUCAUUUACUAGUGAUUCUGACCUCCAUAAACAUCACAGAGUUCACACUGGAGAAAGGCCAUAUAAGUGUGUUGAAUGUGGAAAAUCUUUUAGUAGUAAUUCUUACCUUCAUAACCAUCAGUUAGUUCACAGUGGAGAGAAGCCUUAUCAGUGUGGUGAAUGUGGGAAAUCGUUUACUAGUAAUUCUAACCUCCAUAAACAUCACAGAGUUCACACAGGAGAAAAGCCUUUUCCAUGUGGUGAAUGUGGGAAAUCGUUUACUAGUAAUUCUAACUUACACAAACACCAGAGAGUUCACACUGGAGAAAGGCCUUAUGAGUGUAGUACAUGUGGGAAAUGUUUUACCACUAGCUGUUACCUACUUUAUCACCAGAGAGUUCACACUGGAGAAAGGCCUUAUGAGUGCAGUGAAUGUGGGAAAUCUUUUACCUGGAACUCUGACCUCCAUAAACAUCAGAGAGUUCACACUGGAGAAAGGCCUUAUGUGUGCAGUGAAUGUGGGAAAUCUUUCAUCGAUAGUUCUGACCUCCGUAAACAUCACAGAGUUCACACUGGAGAAAGACCAUAUGAAUGCAGUGAAUGUGGGAAACUCUUUAUCAGUAGCUCUGCCCUGUAUACUCAUCAGAAAGUUCAUACUAGAGAAAGACCUUAUGACUGUGAUGAAUGUGGGAAAUCUUUUCCUAGUAAUUCUGACCUCUAUAAACAUCACAGACUUCACUCUGGAGAAAAGCCUUUUCAGUGUGGUGAAUGUGGGAAAUCUUUUACCACUAGCUCUGACCUACUUUAUCAUCAGAGAGUUCACACUGGAGAAAAGUCUUUUCAGUGUGGUGAAUGUGGCAAAGCUUUUACCACUAGCUCUGACCUACUUUAUCAUCAGAGAGUUCACACUGGAGAAAGGCCUUAUGAGUGCCAUGUAUGUGGGAAAUCAUUUACAUGGAACUCUGAUCUCCGUAAACAUCAGAGAGUUCACACUGGAGAAAGGCCUUAUGAGUGCCAUGUAUGUGGGAAAUCAUUUACAUGGAACUCUGAUCUCCGUAAACAUCAGAGAGUUCACACUGGAGAAAGGCCUUUUCAGUGUGGUGAAUGUGGGAAAUCUUACACCACUGGCUCUGGCCUCCAUAAACACCAGAGAGUUCACACUGGAGAAAGGCCUUUUCAAUGUGGUGAAUGUGGGAAAUCUUUUACUACUAGCUCUGACCUACUUUAUCAUCAGAGAGUUCACACUGGAGAAAGGCCUUUUCAGUGUGGUGAAUGUGGGAAAUCUUUUACCUGGAGCUCUGACCUCUGUAAACAUCACAGAGUUCACACUGGAGAAAGGCCUUUUCAAUGUAGUGAAUGUGGGAAAUCUUUUACUACUGGCACUGACUUACUUUAUCAUCAGAGAGUUCACAAAGGGGAAAGGCCUUAUGAGUGCACAGAAUGUGGGAAGUCUUUCAUCAAUAGUUCUGCCCUCCAUAAACAUCAUAGAGUUCACACUGGAGAAAGGCCUUAUGAGUGUAGUAAAUGUGGGAAAUCUUAUUUCAGUAGCUCUGCCCUCUCUUAUCAUCAGAGAAGUCACACUGGAGAAAGGCCUUAUGAGUGUGGUGAAUGUGGGAAAUCUUUUAUCAGUGGGUCUGGCCUCCAUAAACACCAAAGAGUUCACACUGGAGAAAGGCCUUAUGAGUGUGGUGAAUGUGGGAAAUCAUUUAUUAGUAAUUCUGCCCUCCAUUAUCAUCACAGAGUUCACACUGGAGAAAGGUCUUGCGACUGCAGUGAACAUUAGACUUCGUUCACUGCAGUGAACAUUCAACUUCAUUGUCAUCAGAGAGUUGACUUAGUUGAUUGGCUUUAUGCCUGCAGGGAAUAUGAGCAUUUUUAUUAUCAGUAACCUUUGUUAUCAUCUGAGAGUCCACCCAGGGGAUGGCCUUAUGCCUGCAAUGAAUGUGUAAAAUCCUUACCGGAAGCCAUGGCUGUCAUUGUCCUCAGUUCACAAUGACUAAGUUCUUAUUAGUUAAGGAAAUUUGGGGAGUCUUAUUUUCUAGCUAUUUCUUGCACUAUCUUCUGAGAGGUGACACAAGAAAAAGGAUUUAUGUAUGCAGGCAGUAUGAGGAAUUUUUAUGAUUGUAAUACUAAGCUCCAUUCUAUUCAGAGAUUUCACUCUGGUAAAAGGCCUUUUGAGUACAGUAGACAUGGGAAAUGCUUUUUCUAUUCCUAUGCCUGUUAUCAGGGAGUUCACACUGGAGAUAGGCCUUAUGUGGACAUAAAAGGUGGGAAAUCCUUACCUCAUAGUCAUCACUACCUUAAACACACUUCACACUGGUUAAAGGCUUUGAGUGUGAAGUGGAUAUAGGAAACCUUUAUUGAUAAAUGUAUGCCUUUUUACCUUGGAGAGUUCUCAUUGUAAAUGGAUUGAAUUUAGGAAAUGUUCUUUUUUUUUCAGUGUAAUGACACUGAAGGAACCUUACUGGGGAAAAGGUGACUUUAUUUUUUUACCAAUAUUCUCAAUGCAGAACUGUUCAUAAGUUUAAUGUUUAUGUUAUGUAGAA
Molecule: messenger RNA, 4050 nt
Organism: Artibeus jamaicensis (Jamaican fruit-eating bat)
Lineage: Eukaryota; Metazoa; Chordata; Mammalia; Chiroptera; Phyllostomidae
Product: zinc finger protein 345-like
Exons: 5
Coding region: 474-3287 (937 amino acids)
Biological process (GO): regulation of DNA-templated transcription
Source: RefSeq, a predicted model, not a curated record